CAUUAGAUUGCUUUUGCAGCAACUGAGAGGAGUUGUUAGUGAAGUUGAAAAUGACUACUUAGAACUCCAGCUUUGCCACACGAGCGAAAGUGUAUUUUUUUAAAAUUAUUAUUAUAAGCUAUUAUUACAAUUUUACGUUUAAGGAAGGCGUUCUGUACAUUUGCAAUAAUUACAGCAUGGCAACUCGCGAGCUACGACAGUACCGCCGGGCCGCUAUGAAUAUCAAGCAGGAGCAGGACGACGACUCCGACAACGAGGAGCCGAAUCUGGGACUGAAGAAGUCGGAUGGGGACGAAUCCCAGGUCAUUCACAGCGGCCACUUCAUGGUGUCUUCCCCGCACUUCGAACAUCCACCAAAAAAAGGUUACGACUUCGACACGGUCAACAAGCAGACCUGUCAGACCUACCACUUCGGGAAGACCAGCACAUCGCACAUCUCCAUUGACGCCUCUCUCACAAAACUCUUCGAAUGCAUGACCCUUGCUUACAGCGGGAAACUGGUGUCGCCGAAAUGGAAGAACUUCAAAGGGCUGAAGCUGCUGUGGAGGGACAAGAUUCGCCUGAACAAUGCCAUCUGGAGGGCCUGGUACAUGCAGUAUGUGGAGAAGAGGGAGAACCCAGUGUGCCAUUUCGUCACCCCCCUGGAAGGAAGCAUCACCUCUGAGGAGCACCGCCAGGCUGAGACAAUAGCCACAGAGGGAAAAUACUGGAAGAGAAGAAUUGAAAUAGUCAUCCGGGAGUACCACAAGUGGAGGACGUAUUUCAAGAAAAGGCUACAGAAGCACAAAGAUGAAGACCUGUCCAGCCUCCUCAAAGGGGCGGAGGAACAGUUUUCGCUGUUUGGGGAGAUCUUUCCCGACACCCGCCGUGUCUCCCUUUGCCAGGACGAGGAGGUGGCGGCGGCGGGGGGAGGGGUGGGGGCGGGCCGACGGGUGGCGCGAAAAAGCCGCGAGUCGCCCAUUCCCAUGGAGAUGGACCCGCUCUUCGACAUGGACGUGCUGAUGUCGGAGUUCUCGGACACACUCUUCUCCACCCUGUCCUCUCAUCAGCCCAUCGCCUGGCCCAACCCCAGGGAGAUCGCUCAUGCUGGUAACGCUGACAUGAUCCAGCCGGGCCUGAUCCCCCUGCAGCCCAACCUGGAUUUCAUGGACACGUUUGAGCCUUUACAAGACUUGUUUCACACCCUCCGCCAGCCAGCAUAUUCCUCCGCCUCCCUCUCCACGUCAGCCAUGCUUCCAUCGCCUAGCAACAACUCUCAGACUCAGACCUCCCUGCUGCACCCGGCCCUCUCUGCGGAUUCCUCGUCUGUCAGUCUGGACCACCGGCUCAUUGGCUCACCCGCCCCCGGCUCCGCCCCCAUGGUACCAGCAUUGGCCAAUCACAGCAGCGGAAGCUCCGCGGUCCUUGGCUACGCCCAGCACUACGUGCCCCAGUACUCAGGGGGCCUGCCCCCGAUGUCCAGCACCGCCAACGCGAACAUGACCGUCGCCGCCGACCCAUCGGCCCUGCCCCCGAUGCAGGCCCCGCCCCCCGGCCCCGCCCCCAUGCCCCUCCCCCUGCAGGGCCAGGUUUCCAAGGCGACCCCGCCCCCGUCCGUCAUCACGCACACGGCCUCCUCCACCGUCCCGCCCAGCGAAGCCGCCACCACCUUCAGCCAGAGUUCGGGAUUCACUCUUCCCAGAAUGCCCUGCAAAAGCACACUCCAGCCCACGUCGGUCCCGCAGCCCACCCAGACCUUCGCCCUGCCCAAACCCAUCCAGCCCUCCAGCGCAGCCAAGAAGGCCCGGCCUGUACAGAGGAUAGUGCCCGCCAGCACCAUCCCCGCCCAGCACCUCAUCUUAGCAGCUCCCUUUCCGGGGCACCCCAACGCGGUGAUAGUCACGCCCAGCCCCUUAAAGGCCGACGUGCUCCCCCAGACUGGAAUGGUCAUCACCUCCUCACUCGGACGGGCUCCUGGUUUCCACAUCCUCCCGCAGUCUCAGAAGUCUCCACAGGCGAUCGUCCCCAAAGAGGAGACGGCCUCCUCCUCAAACGGCGGGAAGCAGGCGUCCUCCGCCAGCAGCGUGCGGGAUGGGUGCUGUUCAGGACAGGGGUCUCCUUGCGCCCCGGACCAGGUCCCCAGCCCCCAGUCGCCCCACAACAGCUGCAGCAGCCUGGGGAAGAACGAGUCCAACCAGAGUCGGAGGGUGAAUCACAUUUCCGCCGAGCAGAAGAGGCGCUUCAACAUCAACAUCGGCUUCAAGACGCUGUGCAGCCUGGUUCCCACACUCAAGUCCCAGUGCAACCUGAAGCCCCAGAUCAGUAACGCGGCGACGCUGCAGAAGACUGUGGAGUACAUCGGGAAACUGCAGCAGGAGAGACUCAGCAUGCAGGAGGAGACCAAGCGGCUCCGCGAGGAGAUCGAGGAGCUCAACGCCUCCAUCAGCUCGUGUCAGGAGCAGCUGCCGGCCACAGGAGUGCCCAUCACGCGGCACCGCUUCGACCACAUGCGCGACAAAUUCGACGAGUACGUCAAGAGCCGGACCCUGCAGAACUGGAAGUUCUGGAUCUUCAGUAUCAUCAUCAGACCUCUUUUCGAGUCCUUUAACGGCGCGGUGUCCACCAGCAGCACGGAGGAGCUGUGUCAGACCACCCUGCUGUGGCUGGACCAGCACUGCUCUCUGCCUGUGCUCAGGCCCAUGGUGUUGGGUACACUUCGCCAGCUCAGCACCAGCACAGCCAUCCUGACCGACCCAGCGCUGCUGCCCGAGGAAGCCGCCCGCGCCGUCACCAGCGUCCACAAGGGGGCAGGAGAGUCCUAGCCCCACAGAGACCAGGAGGGCUGGAGAAGAGGAGAGCUGGAGGCGGGGCUUAAGUCACGCUCCCCCCACCCCCACACCCCCCCACCCCCUCGCUGGCAGUUGUCCUGUUGGUGCUCCUUUUCUGUGCAAGCAACACCGCCAGUGAUACAGGGGGCGCUGUUUUCAGGAGUUUCACUUCUUCCGUGCCUUCUUGUGACGUGCACAACGUUACCAGCUGAUUGGUCCACAGAGCUCUAUAACCUCUCUGGAUUGGUUGGCCUCCAGAAAGAUGAGAUCGUCUUCCAGGGGGAGGCGUUUGUUAGAAAAUUUCUUUGGCAAAAUUUUAGGCCAUUUAAUUUAGAAUUAGCUCUUACCUUUUUUUUUUAGUUUUUAGUUUCUUUAAGCCAGUUAGUACAUGAUGAAAAGAAACCAACACCAGCGAAAACGGGAAAUCCGAAUAGCUACCUAUAAAGGGAAUGAGGUUACCGCGGUAACCUGCGACUCUUGCUGGAUUUAGACUGUCAGCUUUCGUCGCGCUGGAGAAGUGCAAACCAAAGGGAGAAGGAGGGCGGGCGAGUCUCAGCCGCGGCGUACGAACCCGACUCCUCCUGCGAGCCUCGCCACCGCGGGAAGCGUUACCUCACCUGGCGGUAUUGGGGGGGGGGGGGGGGGGGGGGGAUGGGCCGCGUGGCGACCGCCGUUUCCGCCGCGGACUCAUUCCGCUGCUCAGGGGGCCCCGCGGGACUCUGGGACUGCGUGCGGCGGCUCUCGGCUCGAGGGCGGCGAUGGCGAGGUUCGUGUGUAAAUGUUUUGAAUUGUUCUUUUUUUUCCCAUUGUUGUUGCUGUUGCUGUUCGGCACUCGACACGCCCAGUUUUAUUAAAUAUCCCUUCGCUCGCUGGCACUGGUGGUUCGUCAGGCACCGGCAUAGGUUUUUAUUUUUAUUUUUACCGCUCCGUCAGUAAUCUCACGAUGGGUGAACUCUGGAACAUGGAAAUCUGCGUAUCCGCUGAUCUCUCUCCAUCUCCUGCCUCAGUGUUACUGCAUAGAGGCUGCCCACAGAGGCCACGGAACAGGGAUCAGCGAGCAUCAAACUCUGUGUAAAAACCGUCUCUGUAAAUACCACCGUGCCCUGGCUGUGUGCCUGCUGCUGCCUGCCUAUCAAAUCAAAAUCUGCUGGGAAUCCCCAGAAAAUCUGGUACCAAGGGCCACGUGUACGGAAGCCGAAUUUAGGAGCUGAGUGCGUUACUGUCGGUAUGAGGUCAGUGACUCGUUUACUAAGAUUAGGGUACAAAGCGGGCAGUAGUUCCACAGCCUGGGGAAGUGGCCUUCUACAGCUCACUGCACAAACGCACGCGUGAACGUUUUAAAACAAUGUUUGUUGUGCACAGCGAGGUAUCCGCACGGCUUGCUAUAAAAAUGGCGGCUGAGGGAAUGCCUUCCACGCUAAAGCCAGCUGAGCUCUCCUUUGCCCGAAUAAUAGCUCAGAUCUGCUGUCUGUGCAGAAUGUAACGAAGCCAACACAAAAUGCACAACAGUAAAAAUAAAAAUGGAAAAGACUUGCCCAGGUGGAGAUAGGAAAGAAGUCAGUUGCCAGGAUGUCCCCCGAUGGCUCGAUAGUGCCUCCGCUGGUCACUUGUGUGCCUGCAGUCUGCCUGUGCCAGAGGUACAAAUGCAAAGUUGUUUUUUAAAUAAAUAAAAAAAUACAGAUGAAACGAGUGUAUAGUUGAGAUAUUUGCGGUGACUCUCAGUUUUACGUGAGUAUAAAUCACUCGGAAGAUGAGAGUGAGCACCUGCUGCUCUGAGAUCUUAAACGUAAAAAUCGGAAAUACACCCCUUCCCGAUUUAAUACGUCCGCAAGGUGCAUGCAUGUGCAGUUCCAUGAACAUCGGAGCCGACAUCAUCCCAGGAGAAACUUUUUAAUGGCGUGUUGAAUGGAAAUCGCACACCAGCGACCCACGCAAUCAUUUACUGAGUCUGGCCCAGGGUUUGACCACAAACAUGGCCCUAUGAACCCUAACCCUAACCCUAUCCCGAAUCUGGCCCAGGGUUCCACCGAUUGCCAGCCACAAACAUGACCCAGCAGCGGGCAGGGUUUCUCUGCCAGUGUUCAGUCCACUUAACGGCUUCUGUGUUCAGGAUUAAGUGUUCAGUCCACUUAACGGCUGCACCCUGACCAGCUCAGAAUUGUGAAUGGUUGCUGUCGAUACCUCUUGCAAUAAAAAGCAUUUUUGAAUGUCGGGUGUUAGAAUCGGAAUUGAAAUAGAUUUAUACUUUGCUUGAGUGCUCAGGGUUUACAUUAAGAAGCCGAAUGGAAUGUUUUCUAACCAAAUAAACCAGAAAAUCAGGGUAUUUUCACUGCGGACACAUUGCAGUGAAAGCACGCAGGUUUCAUACUUGUAAUAACCUGUUUUUUUUUUUUUGCAAUCAAAGAAUUUGUACAUUUCAACAUCAGACUUUUUGUACCAUGUGGAAUAUAGUCUUCUCUGAAAUUCAGGCUCGUUUGCAAUGCUGACUCAUGAGUUAUAUGCUUGUAUUUUCUACAAGGAGCUGAACAAAAUGCAUGUUUUGUUUCACACGUUUUCAUGAAUAUUCAAGGUUUUUUAUGGCACUUUUUUGUAUGAACACCGACAGGAAAUUAUUUGGGGGUGUACCCAUGACGAGCUCAAAUUUAUCUUUCAAUUAAGUGAAAUUCCAUUUUUCAGCCGAACUGACAAGUUUGAAAUUGACUGGAUUCCCAAAUCUGACUCUACUCAAGCGGUGGCUAGCUCACGCAGUCUCUGAAACAUCGUUUUCAUUUUCGGCUGGACCGCGACAGCGGGGCCAGCCCUAUAAACACGAAUGCCUGUGCCUGAGUGACUGACUGAUGAAGUCACGCCAUUGGUCGGCCGGUUCGGUCCAGCCACACGCUAGGUUUUGACCUGGUCUUGUUUUUAACCAGGCUUUGCUAGAUGCAGUGAUCUGCGUGACCGCCUCGUCCUCAAACGAAAAUUGAACUUUGUGUGCGUACAUCUUUAUGAAAAGACCUUUAAAUAUGUUACAGUGUAGAGCUGGUAUGUAUGAAUUUUAUUUAUUCUGAAUUCUGUUUUGCUGCAUCCUCAUGUUUCCGUAUCAGAUUUAGGAUGUUGUUUUUUGUUAUUAUAGAAGCAAUGAAAAGGGAAGUGAUGUCAUACAUUUAUAACUUUAUUAAGUGCCCUAAUAAGAUGGCAAAAGCAUAUUAUUUCUCAAAUUCUGUUCUGGCUUUGGUGGCAGACAGCAACAGAACUGUCUUUCACUUUUCUAUUUUUUAUUUUGUAAUUUAGCAAUCAUAUUUUGUUAGAACAGACAAACCACUUAGGGACACCUUUAGAUGGGAUGCAGAAUAUUAUGUAGUUUCACUAGCAAGUGCUUCCUGAGUUUACACAGUUUGUUUUACACAUCAGCAUCAAAGUUUAGUCAGUAAUUAGACCCGAUUUGAUGAUGAUGUAUUUUAUUCAUCCCACAAUUUUUAUUUUAUUUUAUUUUACACUUUGUGGUCGUCUGCCUAUCCAAUUUGUUUUUCCUGCAUCCAAAACACUAGACACAGGAGACAGUUGUGCAUAGCCUGCCACAGUUGGCAGAACUGGCACAAUGUGGAUUUGAGGGGCCCUACAUGCACCGGAAGUGUGUAUUUGAGGGCCCCUCCAUGCACUGGCACAGUGUGUAUUUGAGGGUCCCUCCAUGCACUGACACAGUGACUUAUCACGAUGAAGAACACUGCAGCCCAAAACUCUAACUUCAAAACUAUUGGGAAACAAAGCCCCUUGACUCAUUUUGUCUGCUCCAUUCAAACCACGCAAUGACCUUAUUUUGUUUCAUACAUUGUUUACUAAUGGUGGUAUGAUCUGUUUGUAGGGCAGGAUGCCGUUUCUCACGGUCACAGAAUCAAAUAAAGUAACUUGGGUCUGUGCAAAACUUUUCUUUUCUUUUUUUUUUUUUAAAGCAUUGCUCCACAUUUGCUAAGUGAACAUUUGCCACAUCAGUUUUUUUUUCUGGGUCAUUUUGCAAUGAUGUUAUUUCAUGAUUCAUGAGUCAGUUUGCCCCUCCAGAUGAUUUUUUACCAACAAUAAGGGCAGAUGUGGUUUAGAUAGCAUUUGAAGCCUUAAACUGCAUCAGUGAUAUACUCUUUGUAUUUUUGUGUGACCUCCAAUCUCCUUCUGCGGGGGCCUGGUUUUGCAGGUGGUUAAUGUGACUUGCAGGUCAGAUGCAGUAUAUUUGUACGAUACUCUAUGCAAAGAGGAGCGUUCUAUAGCCUGACUGGUGUGGCUGUAUCGUAGUGAGGAUGUUCUGUUUUUGGUUCUCUGUACGCUGACUAGUCUGUUUGCUGAAUAACCAGCGUUCCUGCUUGUGUAAAUCAUGAGACCUGAGAACCUAUUUUCUUUUUUUAAUUAUUGUUAUUAUUUUUAGUGCAUGUGGGAUAAAUUAUUUUAUGUGGUAAGCUUUUAAUUUCUUAUUUUGAUAUAUAUCACACUGGGGUUUUCAGGAUCUUGAUGAUAAAGAACCAUUUUGUCUUUUGUUUCCUUGGUUUCAAUAUUGUAAAUAUUGUAUUGUUCUGUGUAUUUUCUUCUACAAAGUAAAGAAAGCCAAAUGCUGUUUUUUUUCA
Molecule: messenger RNA, 7399 nt
Organism: Anguilla anguilla (European eel)
Lineage: Eukaryota; Metazoa; Chordata; Actinopteri; Anguilliformes; Anguillidae
Gene: mlxip
Product: MLX interacting protein
Exons: 17
Coding region: 177-2801 (874 amino acids)
Biological process (GO): regulation of transcription by RNA polymerase II
Cellular component (GO): nucleus
Molecular function (GO): DNA-binding transcription factor activity, RNA polymerase II-specific; protein dimerization activity; RNA polymerase II cis-regulatory region sequence-specific DNA binding
Source: RefSeq, a predicted model, not a curated record